Molecule: messenger RNA, 1730 nt
Organism: Centropristis striata (black sea bass)
Lineage: Eukaryota; Metazoa; Chordata; Actinopteri; Perciformes; Serranidae
Product: leucine-rich repeat-containing protein 3C-like
Exons: 5
Coding region: 1-711 (236 amino acids)
Cellular component (GO): plasma membrane
Molecular function (GO): protein binding
Source: RefSeq, a predicted model, not a curated record
AUGACAUCAUCACCUGUCUGGCGCCGUGCCGACUCGGUCCUCGUCGAUGCCGUCUGCCAGCGGUCGGAGAUGGGCGGAGGAGAGAUCGCACGCUGUGGCGGGCGGAGGCUGACACAGGUUCCUGUCGGCUUGUGGAACUCUACCGUCCGUCUGUUUCUGGAUAGAAAUCUGCUAGUCUCGCUGCCGGCCAACUCCUUCUGUGGUCUGUCUCUGCUGGAGGAGCUCGACCUGUCGCACAACCAGCUCUCCUCUCUGGAAGCCGGCUGUUUCCGUGGUUUGGAGUCCUCUCUCCGCCUCCUGGACCUGUCGUCCAAUCGUCUGUCUUCGUUGGAGCUGGCGGCGCUCGGCGGGCUGCGAGCUCACGCCAACCUCACACUGAACCCCUGGCACUGUGACUGCAGGAUGCAGCUGUCGACGCCUCGGCUGGAUCUGGACUCUUCGUCUCUCUCUGAAGUCGUCUGUCAAACCUCUGACAUCACAAACCGCGGGGCUGCUGGGAUACCUCUGGUCCUGCUCCUGGAGGACUGGGACCUGUGCCGGUCUGUGAGGAGGACCACUGAUGUGGUGGUUCUGGUCACCAUGCUGCUCUGGUUCUCCACCGUUGUGUUCUACAUGCUGUUCUACGUCCGACAGAACCGUAAGGAGGCUCGCAGAGUGGUGGUCCCGAUCUUCACGCUCAGAGACCCUCGCACUGAGACACACAGUCUGUGACGUCCUCCCUCUGAUUCACACGUUCUGUUCAAGAUGUGUUUAGGUUUUAAAUCACGACAUUCGAUUUAUUCGGAUUUUAGAUCAGUGAUUGAUAUGUGACGAUGUGUUUAUGUUAUUUAAUGUUUUUUUCAUUAUUUGUAUUUGUUUUGUGCUCAUUUGCAUUCUGUGUAUUUAUGUAUUUUUUUAUUUAGUUAGUUUGACUUUUUCUUCUGUUUUGGUCAGCACAUGUAUGUUCUGUGUUCAGUGUAUUUAUUUAAUUUAAACAGAUGAGACUUUAUUUCUCCCGCAGCUUCAGAUACGAAGAUAUACCAAUAAAAAAUGAGACGUUAUAUACAUUAUUUAUCCCAGAAAGUAUUUUGUAUUACACAGAAAUAGAACAUUAGUGAAAAUUAGAUUGUUGUAUGUUGUAAUAUGAACAAUAAAUAAAAUCUAAAUAUAUAUAAAAUAAAGUGUGAUUCAGUUUGAUGAGAAAAUAUUUAUGUUAUGUGCUCUGUAUAAUUUAUGUAUGCAUGUAUUAUUUGUUUAUUGUUUUUAUGUACUUUAGUUUGUUUCAGACGUGUUAUUAAAAAGAUUUGUUUUUGUAUUAGAAAUUAAUUUUGAACAUAGAAAGUAAAAGUUGCAGGAAAAGAAACCAAAGCAAAAUUUCAAACAAUGAAAAGCAAAUCACUGAAACACGACAUAUAACGUUUUAUAUUAUAUAAAGUUAUAUAUUGUCAGUGUAAUAACUUAAUUAUUUAUCCCUCACCUUUUGUGUUAAAUUGUUUUUAAUCAUCAUCCCUUUAAAGGCUGUUUGAUUACAUGAGGUCACCGUUGUUUAUAACAAAUAUUUUUAUUUAUACAUGAAUGAUGGGUCAGUGUUGGAUGUUUCAAAGAUUAAAAACAUUGAUUUUGAUGUGUUUUUAGUUUAGGGACAAAAACUGCUAUUAAAAUAUAACAGAUUUAUAUAUUUUCCACUUUUUUUUUCGAUUAAAUCUUUCAAUCAACUGCCGUCCAGAUAAAAAAUAUUUAAUUAUUUUCUU